Messenger RNA from Hypomesus transpacificus, 2056 nucleotides. RefSeq names its product family with sequence similarity 166 member B (gene cimip2b). The transcript is spliced from 6 exons. NCBI's taxonomy places the organism in Eukaryota, Metazoa, Chordata, Actinopteri, Osmeriformes, Osmeridae. The record is from RefSeq and is a predicted model, not a curated record. The coding region runs from base 140 to 991 and encodes 283 amino acids.
UAGAACCUUGACCUUAGUCUGAACGAUGACAUUUAUCUCUUCUCAGACCCGACCUCUAGCAACCACCUGCAAACACAACUGCACUGUGUCUUGGUUUGCACUUGUGUCCGGCGUCGGCGGGAUUUAGCGUCCAGGCAAUAUGGAAGAAUUUCCCCCUAAAUUUAGCAAGGUUCUGGUGACACCUGAUCCACAGUACAUCCCGGGGUAUGCAGGUUACUGUCCCCAGCUUAAGUACAAUUUAGGGAAGACCUAUGGCCAGCUGACCGCCAAACUGCUGACGUCUCCGGAGGUUGCGUGCUCGCGGCGCCUGGUCCUCCAUUCGGGCCGCUUCCCGUCCACGGAGACAGACACGGGCCCACGCGACGAGAUCUGGAGGACUCAAAAUGGAGAACGCAGGAACCUGGAAAGGAUGAUUCCGGGAUACACCGGAUUUGUACCAAAAAGCCAGAACUAUUUCUCACGUACAUACGCGGAGACGUGUAGAGAGGCACUGACAGAGUUCGACAGAGACCAGCAUAGGAGGGCUCGUCUGCGGUCAGCCAAGCCACUUCUAGUAAACAAAACCUCAACCUCAGGGAACAAACAACUAGAAACCCCUUUGACAGCCAUCUCGAAGGAGCCCGCCCCCUACAGGGCAGACUGCUGGACACCCAAGGGGUCACCCUACUUCAUGGAUGACAGCAGCCCCCACAAGUACUUCAUCUCCGGCUUCACAGGCUAUGUGCCCAAGUCCCGCUUCCUGAUUGGGUCAGGAUACCCUAUCACAACAAACAAGGCUCUGAUCCAGUUUGGGAAGGAAAUGAAGAGUGAUGUCACGUCCGUGCGCUUGCGAGGGGAGGAGCCAGGGAGCCUCCCGUCUCUGCCCACGGUGUACUCCUCCAAGCACGGCCUGCUGCCCUCCUACACAGGACACGUCCCUGGUUACAAGUUCAGGUAUGGGCAGACCUUCGGACAGCUUACCCACAAUACACUGGGCCUCAGGGGCUCCUAGAGGAAGACGGAGGCCUGGUGAUGGAGCCCACAGCCAUGAAAUGGAUCAAUAAAAGAAUACACAGAGCAUGAAAGUGUUAGUCCUACUCAAGAAAUGUACAGGUCUUGUAUUUUUUUGAAUGGUUCUCAAACCAGGUAGACGCCACUGCACCGGGUCAAACUGUAUUCAGCAAGUGAAGGAAAAUGUGGGGUGAAAUUGAACAUGAAACGAUACAAAUGAAACCGUUCUUUAAGUUAGUCUUUAUUUGCAAAGGUUGAUUGUCACGGAGCACCUAGUAUAUUAGAAGGACCUCAUUCAAAGGUUGUGGGUGAAGGAUACUGAGGUGGGGGCUGAUUAACUCACAGACGUCACAUUAUUACAGAUACUGUUAAACUAACUCUUUACCCUCAGACAAGUGGAGAGACACACUUUGCUGGUUGUCUAUUCUUUAGCUCAAAAUCAACCUGUAAGAGUACACUUUCAUGUACUUUUUGUGCAAAGUAGCUCCAAUCGAAACACUAUUCAUCUAACCAUUCCACAAAUCUAGAUCUACAGUACAUACAUUAACCUAAAUAUGUACAAAACAAUUCUGUCAUACAAAAACACCAUCGGGGAAAGGCGGUGACGAAGAUCUAACCACACAACACAGGAGUAAAGUAGCACCUUGUUUUAUCAGCGUUUUUAUCUUCACAUGCACGCGAAAAAAAGAACCAAGAAAAAAAUAAAGAACCAUGCAACGUGUAAUUGGAUUUGUCUGGUGUUUCUCUAAGGCAGCAUCCUAACAUAGGACCAACCAGUGUAGUAGGCUUGUGCAUGGGGUGUUUGGCAUCAGGAAAUACAUCCUGCCUGUGUAGCUUUCAUUUCCUGUGGACCAGAAGCAGACCUGGAGGUUGUUGGGGGGUCGGAUGGCUGAGCGGUUAGGGAGUCGGGCUAUUAAUCGGAAAGUUGCUGGUUUGAUUCCUGGCCGUGCGAAAUUACGUUGUGUCCUUGGGCAAGGCACUUCCCCCAUACUUGCCUCCGGAGAAUGUGGAGAAUGUCCCUGCACUUACUGUAAGUCGCUCUGGAUAAGAGUGUCUGCUAAAUGAC